CCACCCUCUAAUGCCCUCACCGCUUAUUGCGUGCUUUCGAAUCAAGCGGGUGAGCUUUCCAACCGCUGAAGUUUGUUGCUGUUGGCUUCUGUGACAGUGGGAGAACAGCAUCGUGGAUCCUGUGGCGAGCGCAAGUGAAGUCUGGUGAACCGUUUCUCACUGCAGAAAGUGAGAGGCGGCUAUAGGUCAGACACCGGAGUUUCACGCUGCAGAGGACAAAAUGAAAUUCGGAAUUUUCGUGUUCGUUGUUGUCUUGGCAGUUGAAACUACGUAUGGGCAGCAGAUACCAUGUGUGGGAAUUAACUGCGUUGAGGGCUGCGACUGUAACCCUGAGAAGGGCAGCAGGGGUCGGCCAGGGCCUGUGGGGUCAAUUGGGCCAGCUGGACAGGAAGGGUUUAUAGGACCCCAGGGCCCCCCAGGUCCCAAAGGUGAAAGGGGCAACGCUGGACUGAAAGGACCAGCUGGGCCAAAAGGGGACAAGGGCCCUAUGGGCGUGCCCGGAUUCCCAGGGAUUGCUGGUGUUCCGGGCACGCCAGGCCAGGAGGGUGGCAGGGGUCCACCCGGGCUGGAUGGCUGCGACGGAUUUGACGGCAUAUCUGGCGACCCGGGCGCCAGGUCUCCAAACGGCCAGCCGGGCGUCGCAGGUUUCCGGGGAAUACCUGGACCCAAAGGUCAGAAGGGCGAGCCUGUGUACACUGGACCGGGCUACAUCCCCAGGGGAAAUCCUGGUCUGCCUGGAUUGGACGGUCUGAUUGGUCCCAGAGGGUUCCCUGGAAGCCCGGGUCAGGCUGGUCAGAGAGGCCCUGAUGGAAGGCCUGGUGCCCCUGGUCUUCCCGGUCCUCCCGGUCCAACAGGGGGUUCCGGUGUAGGUUUCAAAGGAGAACAUGGAGACAGGGGGGAUGUGGGUCCACCCGGGCCCAGGGGGGUGCAGGCUGAAGAGACUCUUUUGUACUCACCUGUUAGCUUAUACUUCAAAGGAGAAAGGGGUGACCCGGGCUUUAGGGGCCAACCAGGUCAGCCAGGAAGGCCCGGUAUUCCGGGUAGCUACGGUUACGGGAGUGAAACGGGCGAGACCGGGAUUCCUGGACUUCCAGGCGGGCGGGGUGCCCCUGGUUUAGAUGGAACCCCGGGACAUCCCGGUGUAAAGGGGUUACCUGGUGAUCCUGGAUACGCUGGAAGACCAGGAUACCCUGGGCCAAAGGGGAGUCAAGGAGACACAGGCCCCCCUGGGCCCCCCAGCUAUGGCGGGUAUGGUCAGGGAGCAGGUGCACCAGGUCCCCGUGGAGACCCAGGAAUUCCUGGUGCUCCUGGUGCACCUGGUGACCAGGGACCAUUGGGGUACCCAGGGCAGCCUGGACCCCCAGGGCUCCCCUCUUACUACUCAGGUCAAGUUCUUACAGGCUUCCCAGGCACCCCGGGGCCAAAAGGGGAGAAGGGGGAGCCAGGUCGCCCAGCUUAUGGCAGUCCUGGUGUUCCAGGCAGCGAUGGCUCUCCAGGGUUCCCUGGUCCUCCUGGUCCCCCAGGGCUAUCAUCUUUCCCUGGGCGUGCUGUACUGCCUGCUAUACCUGGUCCUCAGGGCCAGCCCGGUCCCAGAGGGCCACCAGGGGGCUCAGGAUACCAAGGGGCAAAAGGUGAACUGGGAGACUGCCGCUGUAACGGAGCAGCGGGGAUUGGGGUGCCCGGGAAUCGGGGCCCUCCCGGGGUCGCGGGGACACCCGGAUUCUUCGGCAGGAAGGGUGAGAGAGGAGACACGGGGUACCAGGGACCAGCUGGCUCCCCUGGUCCAAGCGGAGGUCCGGGCUCUCAGGGCUAUUUGGGACGAAAGGGGGAGAAGGGAGACUCUUUUGCCUCUUCAGCCAGGGGUGUGAAAGGGGAACGGGGCAACCCCGGACCACGGGGGCCUCCGGGGCAACCAGGACGAUCUGGUAGAGACGGAGUCCCCGGAAUCCCAGGAGCACAGGGAGUCUCUGGUGACAGUAGUUAUGGGGUGGCAGGGGACAGAGGGUACCCUGGAAUCCCUGGUGGAAAAGGGCAGCCGGGGUUGGCUGGUGAGCCUGGCAUUGGGUAUGCAGGCAGUGUGGGCAUCCGUGGACCGCCUGGAGAUCCCGGUUACACUGGCGCCCCUGGAACUCCUGGACGCACUGGAGAGCCAGGUGGCUGGCGCUGUGGGGAGGAGGGGGUUAUUGCGACCUCUUUCACUGAGGGAGGAGAUAUUCUGCCGUGUCAGUACCCAGGAGAGCAAGGUGAUCCAGGACCCCCUGGCUACCCCGGGGCUCCAGGACCAAAAGGGGCACCUGGUUUCCCUGGAGCUGUAGGGAGACCUGGGUUCAAUGGCCCGAAGGGCGAAAGAGGAGACUAUGGCCAUGGAGGAUUACCUGGACCACCAGGCUUCCCGGGCCCUAAAGGGGAGUCAGGAGGUUCAGGGCAGCCUGGUGGGGGUGGCCAGCCUGGGGGCCGGGGGAAAGACGGCCUGCCAGGGCUGAACGGGCAGAAGGGGGAACGGGGCGAGGUUUACGGAGCUGUGGAUGGGAAACCAGGCCUUCCGGGUCUAAACGGAGAACCAGGAGACAAGGGGCCAUCCGGAACACCAGGCCAGCCAGGCGCACCAGGCGAGGAAGGCCGUUCAGGCUACCCGGGGGCAAAGGGAGAGCGUGGUGUGGAUGGGAUCCCAGGACUCCCAGGCCUGGUUGGCGCACCUGGAGAGGGCAGCGGGGUGGGAUUACCUGGGGCAGUUGGAGCCGCCGGACCCAAGGGCAUUUCUGGAUCUCCAGGAUACCCCGGAGCCAAGGGGGAGCGGGGUGACAACGGUUUUCCAGGGCCCUCCGGUAUCAAAGGCAGACGGGGAGAGCCGGGGACCCCUGGAAACCCCGGAGGACUGGGUCCCCCUGGACCGCCGGGUGGGUCAAGAGAAGGCAUCCCUGGCGGACCUGGAAGAAAGGGUGAACGAGGCUUUCCUGGACCAAGGGGAUUCCCAGGAUUGGGAGGACCUCCCGGAUAUGCUGGUGCUCCAGGGUCAAAGGGUGCUCCGGGCACCCCUGGAAGGGAUGGUAUUCCAGGCGGUCCCGGAGCGCCGGGAGCUAAAGGGGAUGUUGGGAGUCCGGGUUUUCCUGGUUUGCCGUCUGUACCGGGCAGAGUCAGUACUCUGGCAAAGGGUGACCCCGGUGACCCUGGCUUCAACGGGCCUCCCGGAUACCCUGGGCCUCGAGGUGAUAAGGGGUAUCCUGGCAGCCCUGGUCGUCGGGGGUUACCAGGUCUACCUGGGUCAGCUUUCACAAGGAAGGGGGAACCCGGAAACCCUGGCUACCCCGGCACCACUGCAUCUCCCGGCUACCCUGGACCCAAAGGGGCCCCUGGUGGCUCCGGCUUUGCUGGCUCUCCAGGACCAAAGGGUGACAACGGAAGUCCUGGAGCACCUGGGUUCCCAGGAGGGGCAGGGGCGCCUGGUCAAAAAGGUGCGCGUGGGGACUCCUUUGGUUAUCCUGGAGGUCCUGGCAGUAAAGGUGUUGCUGGUGACCCUGGAUACUCAGGCAGACCAGGGGGUGUGGGGUUCCCAGGAGAUGCUGGCAGACCCGGAGGCCCGGGGUACGGCGGUCAAAAGGGCGAGCGGGGCGACUCAGGGAGGCCGGGGGGUCCCGGCUCCCCCGGGUACCCUGGCAGUAAGGGUCUCCCAGGGUUUCCAGGACGGUCUGGGCUGUCUGGUGGUCCUGGGUCCCCCGGAGCUCCGGGUGGCUCCGGAGAAAGAGGAGCGCCUGGCUUCCCGGGCCUCAACGGGUUGAAUGGACUUGGAGGGCCAAAGGGGCUGCCAGGAACCCCAGGUGUGUCUGGGGCAGGUAGGCCUGGCUCCCCAGGACCCAAUGGGCUGAAGGGAGAGAGAGGAGGCUCAAUUUCAGGAGGUCCUGGUUACCCUGGUGCAAAGGGAGAGAGAGGAGUCUCAGGUGGAGCAGGUCAUCCGGGGCUGCCUGGUGCCACUGGUCCAAGGGGGUACUCCUACGAAUCGGACACCCCAGGCCCCCCUGGAGAUGCGGGUCCGCCAGGGUAUGACGGAGGGCCAGGUCCUCAGGGCCCCCCAGGCCCUCAAGGACCUGCAGGCCCGGGCAGUUUUCCGGGGGACCCAGGAGAUCAGGGAUCCCCUGGGUACCCAGGGAAGGCAGGUGAACCAGGUGACGCUGGGCUGCCAGGAUCCCCUGGACAGCCAGGUGGUGCAGGAUUCAAAGGAGAGAGAGGAGACACUGGAUACACUGGUUCUCCAGGACAAGCUGGGCCACCUGGGGACCCUGGAUACGGGGGAGGCAGGGGCCCAAAGGGUUCACGGGGGCCCCCUGGCCUGAGGGGACGGCCAGGCGAGACACGUCCCCUCGUGGUAUUACCCACGCCUCACGGAGAGCAGGGUUCUCCUGGUUAUCCUGGUAGCCCUGGUGAGAUGGGACCCUCGGGACCGCCUGGAGGGCCAGGUCGACCAGGUGCGAAAGGCGAAAGGGGAGCCGCAGGUAAACUUGGACCCAAUGGGGGGGCAGGUGGCCCAGGACCUCUUGGAGACCACGGACCUCCUGGCUUCUCUGGACGACCAGGAGAUCAGGGCCAGCCCGGUAAACCAGGGCCCCCUGGUCCCCCAGGGUUCACUGGUAGGGCUCCGAGCAUCGGCUACACCCUGGUGAAGCACAGCCAGUCCACCCUGGUGCCCGCCUGCCCCCAGGGGAUGGUCCAGCUGUGGGAUGGGUACAGUCUGCUGUACGUGGAGGGGCAAGAGAAGGCCCACAACCAGGACCUGGGCCUUGCGGGCUCCUGCCUGCCCCGCUUCAGCACGAUGCCCUUCCUGUACUGCAACGCCGAUGAGGUCUGCUACUUCGCCAGUCGCAACGACAAAUCCUAUUGGCUAUCUACGACGGCUCCCAUUCCCAUGAUGCCGGUGGCGGAUCAGCAGAUCGCGCAGUACAUCAGCCGCUGCUCAGUGUGCGAGGCGCCCUCCCCGGCCGUGGCCGUCCACAGCCAGGACCUCACCAUCCCACCCUGCCCAUACGGCUGGAGGAGCCUGUGGAUUGGCUACUCCUUCCUCAUGCACACGGUGGCCGGAGCGGAAGGCGGCGGCCAAUCCCUGGUCUCCCCGGGAUCAUGCCUGGAGGACUUCCGCGCCACGCCCUUCAUCGAGUGCAACGGUGCCCGCGGCACCUGCCACUACUUUGCCACCAAGCACAGCUUCUGGCUGACGACCGUGGACGCGGGCCGGGAAUUUCUGGGCGUCCCGCACUCCGAGACACUGAAACCGGGCCAGCAGCUGUCCCGGGUUAGCCGCUGCCAAGUGUGCAUGAAGAACAUAUAGCUCCACAGAGCCAGACGUUAGCGCUGAUGGAGAGAGACUGGCCCAGAGCGGAUGAUGUCAUUGCAGGCUGGAUGAUGGCAAAUGUCCGCCCCCCCUCCCAGUAGCUCACAGCACUGGGGGGCCAACGUGAGCUGACUCUGGGCAUCAUUUGUUUUUUUGUUUUGUUUUUUUUUUAACUAGUGUAGGUAGGUGGAGGGGAUGGGCUCUAAUACUUACUGAUAUGGUGCUAUGUUUAUUUUCCAUUUCUCAUGUUUUUUCCCCCCCAAACAUUUUGCCUGAAUAAUUCUUGGCUACCUCAGAGAGUCUACCAAAAUCACUCUUAAAUUAGCACUGAACUGUUAUGGUAUCUUACAUAGAGAGAGAGAAAAUAAUAGUUUUAGAAAAUAAUUUAAAGUGAUUGUCAUUUAAAUUACUUGUAUUUCAAAGAUCUGCAGUUUAUUGGCAAGCAGAACCAGUCAGUGUUUUUAUAUGAUUGAAUGCCAAUGUAGGUUAUUUUAUUAAAUAAAUCUGGCUUUGAAUUGAGCAAUAUCAAUGCUCUAAUGAACCUCAUGUUUUAAGAUCUUUUUAUCCAACUAUUGCUUUCUUAAAAAAUUAGCACUUUUAAAAGUAUAAAUCAAUUACUCUUCAUCAAUAAUCCCAUUUCUAUGUUUAAUGAAAUUACCGGUGUGAAAUUUCUCAAAUGCUGGAGUCCUCCAUUCUACCUCUGAAAGACCAUAGACUUGUACUGUAUUAAAAGCACAAUUACCAAAAAAGCACAAUUCCCCCAAAAUGGCACAAUUUCCUCUCUUCCGGAUGAAAGACAAUACUGAAACCUGUGCUUCUGAACAAUUUUCUACACUACAGCAGCACGGUGUCUCCUGUUGAGUUUUUGUUCUUUUACUCACAAAAGGUGAGAGACAAAAACUAAACGGUAACAAAAAAUAAUAAUUAACCCAAUUGCGAGCAGAAAGUAAGCUAUAUUAAGAAUCGCAUACCGUUGCCGACAUUUCAUUAUUUAAGAGUUUUACAAUGGAAACUCAACGCGGUCCAUGUCUUUCCUAUACUUUGCUCUGGGACGAAUGAACACUAUGACGUUCACUGACCAUCUCUUCUGUGGUAGCCUCCAGCGCACAGCUCGUUUGGAUUUUCAAAAAUGUUUUACAUGUCUGUGUUUGUGUUCAGAUAGGGUAAUAUUUACUUAACUGAAUCCCCUCCUUUACAAUAUAGCAAACAGUAAAGGAAUCAGAUGAACCUGUAGGGACAGUUAUCUGUACAUUUGAUGGUAAGAAAAAAAAAAAAGUGUUGUUUUGAUUCAAUUGUUUUUGUAACACUUUUUGCUGAUUUGUUAAGCCAUUCUGUUUUUAUGACCAAUAAAGAAUAUAAUGUGCAUGUAUAUAAUUAUAUACAUACAUCUAUAUAAAUAUAUAUAUAUAUAUAUAUAAAUAUAAAAAAAGAAUUACAAGAUGAAAACAGUCUGAGUUUUUGCUGUACGUUUGGGAUAUUUUUUAACCACAAUGUGCUGUACAUUUCUAUGAAAUAAGGAAAAAUAAAAACAAAAUUUAA
Anguilla rostrata (American eel) is the source of this 6859-nucleotide messenger RNA. RefSeq names its product collagen alpha-6(IV) chain-like. Bases 221 to 5317 code for a protein of 1698 amino acids. Gene Ontology annotation, molecular function: extracellular matrix structural constituent conferring tensile strength. Lineage: Eukaryota; Metazoa; Chordata; Actinopteri; Anguilliformes; Anguillidae. Gene Ontology annotation, cellular component: collagen trimer. The transcript is spliced from 46 exons. Gene Ontology annotation, biological process: extracellular matrix organization. The record is from RefSeq and is a predicted model, not a curated record.